GUUCCGCAUAUUGGGUUAUAGCGUAUGUUAAUAAAAUAUGGAGGCUGCAUUGAAUAAUUGACGGCAGAGCCAGCAAGUAUUGCCAACGCUCGUGUGGCUUCGCAUAGCGCCCACGCCAUGCCAUCGCGUCUUACAUGCCGCUAUAGCAGUUCUUGUAAACACCUAGGAAGGUGCCCUCGGAAGUCGCGGCACGGCACUCUAAACCACCGAUGCAGCCCAUCCGCCGCUCUUCCUCCCAGCCCAACUCCCACUGAAUCGCAGCCACUAGCCAGCGGCGUUACCCGCAACCUUCCCCAACCAGCCUCGCCCGCGACUGCUACCGCUGCUGCCACAAACGGCACCCCGCCCACCUCAGGAGGGGCCCAGCAAGCAUCGCAACCCGCUGCCACUCCCUCCCCUACCGGCUAUAUCGCCCUGUCUCUGGUUCCCGUGCUUUGGGGAACCUACAAUCCAUGCAUUCGGUACCUCUAUGCAGAACCAGAUCCGCUGGAUCCAGCCUCGUUAACUGCCGUACGUACGGCGCUGUCAGCAGGCGCACUGUUGCUUCCUGCGCUGCUAGGCUACGUCUACAGGAAAGUGAAGGAAGCGUGGCUUCACAACAACAGCGGCAGUGAGGCAAUAAUCGACAGCAGCAGCAGUAGCAGUAGUACUAGCAGCGGCGCCGGUAGCAAUGAUAGCAGUGGCCAGCACAUGAGGUCUGAUGCAACAGCUGCUUUCACACAAACAGCUAGUGCUACCGGCAGCCUAGAGCUGCAGCAGAAACAGCAGCAACAGCUGCCUCCGCAUCAGCAUCAACCUAGCCGCCACCACCAAGAGCGGCUUGGUUUGACACUGGCGGCCGCGGCAGAUGGUGCCGCAGACGGAGUGGCUGCCGCUGCUGCUGCUGCUGCCGCUGAAGAAGAUGACGAGGACGGCUAUCCAGGCUGUGUCCAGAACAACGGUUCCGGAGGCGAUUCACGACACGCAUUGCUUUUACUGCAGAACGAAACAGCAGCAGCUACGGCCCCGCAUGCCUUGCUGCAGUACGGCAGCAGCGCCACCACCACCACCACCAGCAACACUCCGAGCAGUAGUGGUGACAGCGUUAUCGCCAGCAGCAGCAACAGCGGUGGCGGGUUAUUCAGCGAGCCGCUCAGUGGCGUGCGGCUGGGCCCGUUGCUGACCCGCACCUUCCGCAGUGUGGUGCUGGGCGGGUUGGAGCUGGGCGUGCUGAACUUCGUGGGUACGGCACUGCAGGUGGAGGGGCUGCACAGCACCAGCGCCACCCGGGCUGGCUUCCUGGCGGAGGUGACGGCGGUGCUGACACCGCUCGUGUCGUACGCCGCUGGGUACGACAUUCCACGACAGAUGUGGCUGGCAGUGGCGGUUGGGCUGGUGGGCAGUACCAUGGUGGCGUACGACACCUCUCAGGCGCAUGAAACCAGAACGGCCGAGUCAGCUGAUGCAACCACCUCUACAGCCGGCACCCCUCAAGCCGGGCCCCUCAAUGCCGCUGCACCCUCGUCACCUGCGAGCCCGGCGCUCGCAGCCUCCACCGCAGCAGCCACGGAGGCCGCAGCAACCACGGCGGUAGCGAUCCCCUCCGCCCUCGCACCACCCGGCGACGAUGCAUACGCCGCGCUUGCUGCUACAAUUGCUACAACUGUCGUACCGGAAGCGACCAGCGAUACUGUUGCUGAGCCAGCCGCUGCUUUACUGAGAUCCUCUUUACCACAAUUGCAAGACAGCAGCCUCUCCUUGGGCAGUAUUGACUUGACGCAGGCAGCUACCCAGAUGUCCGGUGACAUAGCAACAACAGCAGGAGCAGCAGCAGCGGCUGCAAAUGCCUCGACAACGGACGGCUUGUUCUCUGCUGCUGUCCAAUCAGGGACAGUCGACGCCGCGCUUUCCGCAGCCCAUACCAUGGCCUCCGCAGCCCUGGAGUCAACCGUCGCCUCGGUCGCCGCUUCCAAUGCAGCUCUUGAAGCUGCUGGCGGCAUCGCCGGAGAUGCUGUCGCCGCCGCCGCUGCCGCCACCGUGACAGCCACGGCAGCCGGUGCGGCAGCAGCAGCAGUGGCGGCUGUUGCUGCUACAGCCACCACUGUGUCAGCGGCGUCCUCUGCAGCUACAGAGGCCACCACCGCCGCUGCCGCUGCUGCCGCCGCCGCGGCCGCAGUUGCUGCGCCCUCCGCCGGCGCGGCUAGUCAGCUGGCUAUCACCGGCGGGGAGGCGUACCUGUUGCUGGCGUGCCUCUUCUACUCGCUGUGCACAGUGCGCAUGGGCCAGUACGCGCCCCGCCACGACACCGUGGCCCUGGCCGCCAUGAAGAAGGUGGGGCUCAGCUCCUGCAGCCUGAUGUGGAUGGCGGCCAACAACCUGCAGAGCGGCGCGGCGCUGGACUCUGUGUUUUCCUUCCCCGACCUGAGCAGCCGUACGCCCCUCAGCAUUGCCGUGCUGCUGUACAGCGGCCUGGGUCCCGGGGCGAGCGCCACCCUGCUGCAGGUCACCGGCCUGUCCACCGUGCCUGCCACCACUGCCCAGGUCAUCUACUCCAUGACUCCGCUGCUCACCGCGUUCUUCGCCUUCCUGAUCCUGGGCGGGGAGGCGACGGGCCCGGUGGCCUGGGCGGGCGGCUGCCUCAUCAUCGCAGCGGCGCUGGUGGCGGCGGAUGCGCAACACAAGCAG
Messenger RNA from Astrephomene gubernaculifera, 2664 nucleotides. Lineage: Eukaryota; Viridiplantae; Chlorophyta; Chlorophyceae; Chlamydomonadales; Astrephomenaceae. The record is from the annotation of a GenBank genome assembly.